Closterium sp. NIES-65 is the source of this 615-nucleotide messenger RNA. Lineage: Eukaryota; Viridiplantae; Streptophyta; Zygnematophyceae; Desmidiales; Closteriaceae. The record is from the annotation of a GenBank genome assembly.
AUGGCGCACGCUGACGUGGACCAGGUAGACUACGGCGCGGACGAUGACGAUCUCGAGCUCGCCAUGGAAGAGGACGACGCCGGAGCCGCUCCAGUCGCCGCGGCGCCUGCGCCUAAGCUUAGAUCCACGAUUGCUGGUGGGACAGCGGCCGCGGCAGCAGCGGCAUCAGCAGCGGCGGCGGAGGCGCGGCGGACGAAGGGGCGCGGGUUCCGCGAGGCCAUGGACGUGGAGCGCGACGGCGGCGACCGCGUGGGGGGCCGCGCGUUCGAAUCGCUCGACGCGUCCGGCGGACCCGGGCCCCAGCGAUCUGUGGAGGGGUGGAUUGUGCUUGUAACGGGGGUGCACGAGGAGGCACAGGAGGAUGACGUGCAUGAGAUGUUCGCCGAGUUUGGAGAGAUCAAGAACCUCCACCUCAACCUCGAUCGACGCACAGGGUUUGUUAAGGGCUACGCACUGGUGGAGUACGAGAGCAGGCAGGAGGCAGCAGCGGCCAUUGAGAGCCUCAAUGGCGCAGAGCUGCUCACCCAGCCCAUCGCUGUGAACUGGGCCUUCACCACAGGGCCACGGGGGAAGCACGGUGGCAGAAGGGAAAGGAGAAGCAAGCCAAGAUAUUGA